UCUGUUUAACCGAGGCAUCUUUUAGCACUCUCAGAAGCAUUGUUUAGAGAGAGAGAGAGAAGCGCGUGUUGGAGUUGUAGAGAGAGAAGGAAAAUGCACCUUCCUUCCGUAGAGAGAGAAAGUGAGUCAGACUCGUCUACGACUGCUGCUUACUGAUGUCAACGAUCUAGAGCCAAAUUUCACUCCAUAUUUUUUUAAUCGGUUUCUCGUCUCUACUUACUAUGGCAGGUAUAUCACCGGAUCAGGAAUCAGUAGAUUCUGCAACCAAAAAGUCCAGUAUCUCCUCAGGUGGUAGGGCUCAGGAUAGGAAGGAGUUUCUUCGUAGAUUUGUGGACAGUGAAAUCCUGAAAGCAAAUCUUGAGGAUUGGCUUGAGGAUAUAGUUGUAGAUAAUCCGGGAUCUGCCUUUGAUCUUCCUUUUGAGUUGAUAGAUCUUCAGAAGUUCGAUUAUGCCCUAGAAGGUGUUCCCUUUCAGCAGCUAAUUCGGAUGCCUAGUGCUAUUUAUGCUUCAACGUCCAGUGAUGUGGAGGCGACAGCUUAUCUUGCUCUUGAGGAUUUUCUACAUGCAAGUGUGAAUGGCAUGUGGGAAGCUUUCUGGGGGCCUGAAGAUGAAAUGAUGCCUUUCUACGUUUCCUCUCUAUAUGAAGGAAACUUGAGAUUUUACCAAGCUGAGCAGGCCAUUGCUAAAGGCAAAAUCGGAGGCCUUUGUGCGUCUGCUAUAAUGCUAAGGAACCCAAGACAUCCACAAGGGAAGUGGGAUGAUAUCAUUGAGUUGGCACUGCUGAGACCUGAUAUUGGAAAUCAUGCUUCAGCAGAGAACUCUAAUCCUCCAGUCUCGACUAUUUGUGAAGCUUUAUUUCUUGCUUUUCGUGUGUUACUUGCCAGAAGCAUCAGCAGAUCAAAUAUCCCUCUGAGUUUGAAUUAUGUGUUCGUACUUCUAGUUGACUCUCAUUGUGGUGGCGUCGUUAAAGUUGAAGGUGAUUUGAGUAAGCUGGACUGUGAUCUGAAUAAUGUCUAUGAAUCUGCUGCUGCAUGGAUUAAAAACCAUUCGAAAAUUGCAAUCUCACCAGUUGAUAGGAUCUGGAACAAGCUUGGAAAUGCUAACUGGGGUGAUAUUGGGGCUUUACAGGUACUUUAUGCUACAUUUCAAUCUAUAACACAAUACGCCGGAGUGCCUAAGAACACUAUAGAAGAUUUAGCUGCUGACCACAGUUCCCGUCUUCAAGCCAGGAGGAUUGAGAGGCAGUUGGAGGAUACAAGGGUGAAUGGUAAUGGUUUGUUUCGCUUCCAACAUCGCAAUGCUUCACCUGAGAUUGUAGAGGUACAAGAAGAAUCCGUUAAAGUGGAUUCUGCAAAGACACUGAACCUUGAAGUAGGAUCUGUAUUGAUGGUGGAGGAUUCAAACUGGCAGAAAGGUUAUCAGAUAGAUGAAGUUCUGAAUGAUGGGGAGAUUCUAUAUUACGUUACAUCUCCCGUUCAAGAUUCAGGAAAGUCUCACUUUCUGUAUGUUGGUUCGCAUCCGUCACAGUUGGAGCCGGCCUGGGAGGAUAUGAAGCUAUGGUAUCAAGUUCAGAGGCAAAGUAAAGUACUCGGUAUUAUGAAACAAAAAGGAUUGUCCAGUAAGUAUCUUCCCGAAGUGAUUGCAUCGGGCCGGGUGAUUCAUCCUGGCCAGUGUCGGAAAACAAGCGCAGGUGGCAAUUGUGAUCAGCCAUGGUGUGGGACUCCUGUCCUAGUGACCAGUCCAGUUGGUAGGACUGUAUCCGACAUGGUGAGAGCUGGCCAGUUUGGUACAGACGAGGCUAUCAAGUGCUGCCAUGAUUGUUUGUCUGCUCUCUCUACUUCUGCUUCAUCUGGGAUUCGGCAUGGGGAUAUCAGGCCAGAAAACAUUAUCUGUGUGAAUCCUGGUCUCAGGCAGCCUUAUUUCGUCCUUAUCGGUUGGGGGCAUGCCAUUUUGGAAGAAAGGGAUCGUCCGGCAUUAAAUCUUCAUUUCUCUUCUACUUCUGCUCUUCAAGAAGGGAAGUUGUGCUCUGCUUCUGAUGCGGAAAGCCUAGUAUAUAUGCUCUACUUCUGCUCCGGUGGAGAUUUACCCGUUCUGGAUUCAGUCGAAGGAGCACUACAAUGGAGGGAAACAUCUUGGUCGAGGAGGCUGAUUCAGCAGAAGCUCGGAGACAUCUCUGCUGUCCUGAAAGCAUUUGCAGAUUACGUUGACAGUCUAUGUGGUACGCCGUACCCUGUUGACUACGAAAUCUGGUUAAGAAGGUUGAAAAGACAGAUUAACGAAGAAGGUAGUGGAAAGGAAGUGGAAACGUCGAGCUAGGAUCGAGCCAUUUUGAUAGUCGAGAGAUAUAUCCCAAUUCGCCUGUUCCAGUUUGAGUUCCUCGUUCCAAAGCGACUUUUGUGUGUUCUCCGAAGAUAGACCAUGCCCCUCGUUGUAAUAUUCGGGGUCGUUUAUCUGGUGAAAACACGGUCUUAUGGCAAGGGCGGAGCAGAGUUUCUGCCGCUUGGUUUGGUGAUGGAGCUCUUCCUGUGUACAGCAAGCCGACACGAGCUGAGGAGCUCAAGAUCGCUUUGAGAACCUGAGACAUGAACAGGUGAUCCUUUGAUGAGAUCGAAAAAAAAUAUUUGUUUCUGCUUCUUGUUAACAAUUGUCGUUUCAUCUGCUUUUGCUAUAGAGAUGUUAUAUCUUGUGUUAUUGUGUCAUUAAUUCUUGUAAAAAAAAUGAGGUGUUCAUCUUAUUUAAUUGUGUGUGAUAAGAGACUAGAGCAUACUAUUGCAACGCGAUUAGCCAAUUGUUGUGUAUUAAUUUCAAGAAUAGUGUUUCCUUUUCUUUUUUGCUAAUGACAUGAUUGUUUUUCGACGCCA
Molecule: messenger RNA, 2860 nt
Organism: Salvia miltiorrhiza (redroot sage)
Lineage: Eukaryota; Viridiplantae; Streptophyta; Magnoliopsida; Lamiales; Lamiaceae
Exons: 2
Coding region: 222-2315 (697 amino acids)
Source: RefSeq, a predicted model, not a curated record